UUGUGUUUCUCCACUCACAUCUAUGACGAUAAUGCUAAUGCUAUGUGUUUGACUAUGCGGGGGGAAUAACGUUGCUCGGCAAGCUAGGUCACUUGCUAGGAAGCUACGUGCUAGCAAAGCUAACCAUAACCUCAUUCUGCGAUUCAACGUCGAGACAAGUCGGGAUAAGACCAGGUCAGUGGCUGGAACAUAGUGGAGAUUAUAAAAGUCUCAGGGUUCACCAUACUCGAUGAGCGGACAGCGCAAUGUCAGAGCGCUCUGGGCAAACUGCAAAGGGGAAGGAAGGCAAAACCAAGUAUGCGUCUCUCAACCUGUUUGAUACAUACAAAGGAAAGAGCCUUGAACCACAAAAGCUUAUUGUUCCUCCCCGCCAUGGCUUGCAGUCUCUCGGUAAAGUUGCCUCUGCCCGGCGUAUGCCACCCCCUGCCAAUUUGCCAAGUCUGAAGGCAGAGAAUAAAGGCAACGAUCCCAACGUCUCGCUCGUUCCCAAAGACGGCACAGGAUGGGCAAGCAAACCGGAACAAGCAGACCCAAAGAGUACCGAUGCGUUGUCAGCACCGCAGCAGGAACCGCAGCAGCCUGUGGCUUCACAGACGCCUGCACCCACCCGCCCGAGAACCCCACCAGCUUCAGAGGUGCCAACAGUCACAGCUAUGGCUGCAGCUUCAACCCAGGCCGUAGGGGCAAGGUCCUGGGCACAGGCCAGUGUUACACUUGGAGUACAAGGGGAUGGUGGAAAGGGAUCAAACCUACCGUCGCCAUUCUCUCGCGAGGAAUUUCCCACCCUGCAGGCGGCUGGCGACCAGGACAAAGCUGGCAAAGAACAGGGCACUGCAGAUCAGUGGUAUGGGCCCGGACCAAGCCUCCGCCCCCAGAACGUUACAAGUUGGCGGGACGGUGGGGGCCGAGGCCUGGCACCCACCCUCUCUGGGGAGGGGGCGGCAGAGGGUGGCAAUGGUGGGGCUUUGGUGAUGGAUGGGGCAGCCGGGGUCCCACCUCAGAGCUCACAGUCCCACGUGCCACCUAGGAACCCUCCCGCAGGCAGCCCCGCCCUGCCCUUGCCUCAGCCCCCUGUUGGGCCUGGGUUUCCCCAAUUCAGAGGGAUCCUGCCUCCAUUUAUGUAUCCACCUUAUUUACCUUUCCCGGCAAAUUAUGGUCCACAAGGCCCCUACAGGUUCCCGCCACCCGGAGAAGGGCCAGCUCCAAGGUUCUCUCGGUCACAGGUUGGUCCUGACAGCAGAUCCCAGGUUCGCCCACGCGACGCAGGUGGAGAGGUGGUCAAGCGACCCUCCAUCCUAAAGCAGGAUGACCUAAAGGAGCUCGAUGAACUGGAUCACGAUGGAGACGAGGGCUGGGCAGGGGCACAUGAGGAGAUUGACUACUCCGCCAAGUUGAAGUUCAGUGAUGAUGAAGGAGAUGACGAGGGGGAAGAGGACACAACAGAGAGCAAGAAUGACUUAAACGAGCAGCAGAAAUCCCAGGAGGCCCCCUAUGCAACCUCAUGCUCUCGGGCCUCAGACAGCAGUGGAGAGAACCGUCACACGCCUCCAUCCAACACUGACAAUGACCCCCAGACUUCCUCCAACAAGCCAGGAUGGACUGAGGAGGGAGGCAGCGGCUGGAGCGGCCAAGGAGCACCAGCCAACUACCAGGGGCGCAGGCAUGGAGUGGGUGGUCACCGGGAGCAGCCCUCCCCCCCACCUGGGCCACUCCUUGGACAAGGGCCUCACUCCUUUUACCGACAGGAGCGUUCUCACAACCAGAGUGCCUCAUCAGGCUCCGGAAAACCUGGCCACACACAGCAUCAGCCGGCAGCAGGAGGCCAGACCCCUCCUCCCCAGCCUGGACUGCUGGUCCAUGCGGUCCCAGGGGAUGAUGAGGACGAGACAUGGCGUCAGCGCAGGAAGCAAUCUUCCACUGAGAUCUCUGCUGCAGUCGAGCGAGCCCGUCGACGCCGCGAAGAGGAGGAACGAAGAAUGGAGGAGGAGAGGCGUGCCGCAUGUGCAGAAAAGUUGAAAAGGCUGGAUGAGAAGCAGCAACAGCAAGGCAGCAACGCAGGAGGAAGUGGUGGCAGUAAAACACCAAGCCUGGAUGGAAAUUCUACGACUGCCACAGCCGGCAGCCUUAGUCCAUCCUUGUCAGCCUCUGCGUCUUCCCCCAACGUCAGCCAGCCCCCUUCCCCAUGUGUCGACCCUGAAGAGCCUCCUGCGCUGGCUGUGCAGCCAGGAGCAGGUCUUGGCGUCAGUGACAGACAGCGAGCAAACAGCAACAGUAGCUAUGAUUCCAGCACUGAUGCACAACAUUGUCCUCAACCAGCUGUGUCACAGCCACAGCAACCUACAUUGGAUGUACCUCCCCCGGUAGACAAAGAAGAGACUGUCUGCACGCCUCACGUUCGAUCUGGAAGUGGAGGUGAAAGAGGAACUGAACCAGUGAAGAUUGAGAAUAUUGGUGCCGGGUCAGGCCGUCAAGCAGUUGGCCCUCCAGGGCAGGUUUACUCCAAAUACCAGAAGUCUCUGCCACCUCGUUUUCAGAGGCAGCAGCAGGAACAGCUACUGAAGCAGCAGCAACAGUGGCAACAGCAGCACAGUCAGGCUUCCCAAAGCCAGAUCUCCCCCCAAGCCCAACCACCGCAGGGUCCUUCACCAGUUUCAACUCCCCAGCCGGGGCCUGGACCUAAGCAAGGUGGACCACUGUAUCAACCCAGCAAUUUAGUCCGGCCGUUGCCAAUGAAUUUUGACCCUCGCUGGAUGAUGAUGUCCUAUAUGGACCCACGCAUGAUGCAAGGUCGUCCACCGCCCAUGGACUUCUAUUCGGCUGGCAUGCACCCAUCAGGGCUUAUUGGGCGCGAGCGAUCAGAUUCUGGAGGAUCUGGUUCAGACCCCUUUGAACGGCAACAGCAGCAUCCAGGGCAUCCUCACCGUGGAACUCCCCCAAUUGAUCCCAAGUUGGCCUGGGGGACCGAGGUAUUCCCUGGUGGAGGGGAAGCUUGUGGGUUAAAUUCUCCUCUCAGGCAGAGGCAGACAUCAGAGGAGGAGGAUGUGACCAAAGGGCCCAGGGGUGACACUCCUCCACAUCGCAUUCGAGAGGGUGGCUUGGGACCCGUCAAGCAGCCUAACACGAGCUCUGGGCCGUCGAACCAGACACCACCACCUGUUAGUGCACCGGGAGGCAGCCACCACCCUCAUCAUUACAUGAGUGGGCAGGGCAACUACAACAACUUUCCUGAACAAGGUGCAAGGAUGCCAUCGCUCCAGCAACAGCAGCAAAGAGCUGGUGAAAGGGGAACCCACUCCCAUGGCUUUACCCAUCAGGAUGACGUCCCAGCGCGUGGCUCUCAGUCAGGCCAAUUAUGGGGGGCUCCACACCCUCAUUACGAUCGUAAUGGCCGCGCAGACCACCCAGCUGGAGAGGGUAACUCUCAUCACCACCAACACCAUCACAAUCACCACCCUCAGCAGCCUCACUACACUGUCCAACCCCAUAAGCCUGAGAACAGCCAUGACAGGAUAGUUGAGCCCCUUCCCAAGAAGACCAACUCUUCUCCCCCCCUCCAACAAUCUUCCCUAUCAUCUUCAUGCUCCUCUUCUUCCUCUUCUGCUUCUACUAGAGAAGAUGGCAGUGUUAAGGCCACUUUACAUCAUCAUCAUUCUCACAGAGAAGGUGAAGCUGGUGUUGGGCAAAGUCUUGGUGAAAGAGGCGUCAGUGGUAGUGCUGGCAGUGGUAACCAUGUAAAACAUGAAAAAACUGGCUCCUCGCAUGCUCCACAUGGCUCUGUGAGUGCCAGCCCACCUCCUGCUCAACAUGGCAGUCUCUCUCAGCCCCAGCACCAUCCCCAUCCAAGGUCAAACCAAAGGGCGAUGCGGGACCACAAAACCGAGACACAGUGGGGUCCUCGCCCCGGCAGCACCAAUACAGGUGGGCCAUCCUCUCAUGGCAGGAGGGCCAACAAUGCAGGAGGUGGGAACAAUUCCCGUGGCGGUGAUGACUCUUCCAAUGCUCUUUUGGAGCACAAGCCCAUCAGUCAGGCAGGAGGCAGCAAUCCCAACAAAAGGGCUGGACCAAUCAAGAAGCCAGUGAUGAAAGAGAUGAAGAAAGAGGCAGGAGAAAUUGAUGGAGGAGAAAAAGCAAACCAAGGCUUUGGUAAAGAUAAAGAGAAGGAUGGUGGCCAGUCCACUUUAAUAAAACAGGAUGCCUCCACCACCCAUAACGCAUCAGCUGUAUCGGGUAAAGAAGAGCCCGCUACCACAAUAAAACCCAGAAAUGGAGGGAAAGAACGGGCACAUGCAGGAGGAGGAGGAGGAGGAGGAGGAGGUGGGGGUGGGUCAGGCAGAGGGCCAAAAGAGGCAGACACCACUUCUUCAGGAUUUUCAGGGUCCUCUUCUCGGAGGGACAGAGACCGUUCUUUUGAAAGAAGAGCGAGCAAUUCCCACAAUCAUGGAAUGUCCAACAAAGCCACCCGAGGCAGUCGCGGACGAGGUGGGGAAUUUUUUGCCCGUGGUCGUGGUUAUAGGGGUACCUACACAGCCAGUGCGGGGCCUAGUGGUGGCAACCGUGGCAGAAUGGGUGGCAGGAGUGGCAGAGACUAUCGCAUAUCUGUUGCUGGCAGCCACCAUCACGAUUCAAAGGUCGAGGGCCCUGGUGGUAGACAUGGUCAAGAUAGGUCCCAGCACAACCCAGCCAGAGCCAGGAAUCGAAGUGAAACACGCAGUGAGGGCUCAGAGUAUGAAGAAAUCCCCAAGAGGAGGAGGGAGAGAGGCUCUGAGACGGGCAGUGAGAGUGGGGCAAGUGAUCUUGGUCAUUCAGACAAAGACGACACUCAGAAACCCAACACCAAGAAUGGCUUGGAUAACACCAACACCACUAGCAGCGGCAACCUUUCAUCUGCACCAAGAGGUUCACAGGCUCGGGUUUUCACCCCAAGGGGUGUGCCAUCAAGGAGGGGAAGGGGAGGUAGUAGCGGAGGAGGAAAUAUCUACAGGAAUAGUGGCAAUGUUGGCGGAACAAUUGGAGGACAUCGGGUUGCACCCGGUUCAGCCUCUCAUGGUGGGUCCUCAAGGCAGCCAAACUCGGCACGAAGGCAACAAGCUCUGACACAAACCUCAGGGCACAAGGACUUGGGCAGAGGAGGGCUUACUUUGGUGAAGAAGGAUAAGACUGCUGAUGGAACUCAAGCUCAAAGUCAUGGAUCCAAUCCUCCUCCGCCAUCUUUGUUGGUUACAACUCCUACCACGCAAACGUCCACUGAAAAUGGAGCUGUUUUAACCCAACAAGCGUCAUCCAACUCUGCAUCCAUCACCGGGGCGCCAAAUUCAGUCCAUCCUCCUCCUAACCGCGGGUUCCCUCCCAGUGGGUUUGAGAGACCCAAACGCCGUCGUCACGGGCGUUCCCAACAUCAGCAGGACAAGCCACCUCGCUUUCGGAGACUGAAGGAACGAGAGAAUGCUGCACGAAUCAAUGGCGGGGUGGGUGUCAUUGGGGGAGGAAGGCCCGCGUCUCCUUCCUUAAACUCAGUUCAGGACAGUAACGGAGCCACUGUCACAACUACGCUGAUUAGUAAUGCGCAGAAUACCAACCACAACGCUUCGCUUACAACCAACACUAAUAAUAGUGGUGGUGGGCACCUCAGCAAUGCAAACAGCCACCACCAUCACCACUUCAGCCAGGGAAGCACUGGACCUACACACCCGCAGCACCACCACAGCCAUGGAGCAAAGUCCCCCGACUUUACUAACCAGAACUCAGACCAGGCCAAUGAGGAGUGGGAGACUGCUUCUGAGAGCAGCGACUUCACUGAGUUCCGAGAUAAGGAGGGAGGAGGGAAGUCUUAUCCCGCUCACCCUCACCACCCCCUGGGGAAGGGACUAGGUGGAGGUGGGGGAGGCGUGGUCGAGCGAGAGAUGGCAGGGAAAGAGCCCCAAGCUAACAAGAGAAGCUUUUCAAGCCAGCGUCCUGGCAUGGAAAGGCAAAACCGGAGGGUUAACGUUGGAGGAGCUGGAGGCGGAGGGGGAGGAAGAGGUCCUCGAGGGCCAACUGGUGGUGGCGGCGGCUCCAGUGGGACUGGAAAUGGAGGUGGCAACCGCGGAGAGAAGCGGGGCAAUUGGCCCUCCCCGAAAAAUAGGAAGUGAUUAGAGUAUUUCAAAACAUUUCAGAUAAACUGCACUCACUUUAAACCCAACUCUUCCAUUUUAACCCCCUUUUUGAUUAUUUCAUUUAUUUACCUCAUGUUCGCAUCCCGAAACAUAUUAGUGCAUUGUACAGCAUAUUGAAACGGUAUUUGACAUUCACCUUAGCAGAUCCCACCCACCUUUCUCCCCUUUGGCAUCAAUCCUUUAUCCACCCGUCCUUUCUUGUAAAUUUGUCUUACUUUCCCUUGAGUUGUGCCCUCGUUACCUUCAAAAAUCUGACUUGACCCAGCUGAACUAUAACAGGCACGUCGUUCUGUCAAGAAAAGGAACAUGAUUUUCAUUUUAAAAGGAGAAAUUCAUACAAUGCAAGCACAAUUUGGCAUAUUUAAACAUGGAUGUAAAAUGUUUGUUGGAAGAAAUUGGCAACACCUUAAAAUCGGGCAAGCUUUUAUAUUCAUGUAUGUGUGUAUAUUUCUUCUACCACACUUUGGCCUUUAGUGGUGUGCAGUCGUCCUGCUAGUUCUGCACUACUUCUUUCACAUAGUGAAAUGUGCAGCUUCAUCUGAACAGGAACAGUACCAAUGUGUACCAUAAGACUUUUUUGUUUUCAGGGGAGUUGUCAAAUCAGUUUCAGCCACACAGAAAUGGAUUAGAUGUGUGUGUGUGUGCGUGUGUGUGUUUUUUAAUGCAUAUAACAAAGCAGAUGACAAAACAGCCCUCAGUUACUUUUAUUUUUUUCCCAACUCUUUUGUUCCUUGCAAGCAAGUCUUUGAUAAAUGUGAUAUGACCCAUGUGCUACUGUCACCUCGUCACCCUAGUUUGUCUAUAUAUAUAUAAUAUAUACACAUACAUACAUACAUACAGACAUAAAUGUUCUACUGCUUGUGUAUAUGCUGUUCCCCUCCCACACACACAAACUUUCACCUGCUUUGACAUUUAAUUUUGAGUCCUUUUUUUUAAUAAAAAUAAAGGCUUUUUCAGUCUCACCGUAGCAUCCCUGUUACCUGCAGAAGUUAUGCACACUGCAAAAGUACUCCUUUUCUUUUCAUUUUGCUUUACCUGACUUCUUUAUUUACUACUUGAUGGCUUUAUUUCAAAACCGGGGUUUCAUCCAAAAUCUCAUUUUUUUUAAAUAUAUAUAUAUAUAUAUAUAUAGAUGGAAAGACCCAUUUUUCUCUUCAAAGUGUCCGUUCUAUUGGAGGGAAAAUGAAAAAUAUAGAUUUGUUGGUUGCUUAAAUAGUUAAUGCUUUAAUAGGUAUUAUGUUGUAAUAAGCACUCCUUGUAGUAUAACAAAAAAAAAUGGUUGCUGUAUUUAUGUUUUUUGUUUUUACUUCAUUUUCAUUUAGUCAAGCAAGUUAUAUGUCAUGCAACACGGGCAGGUACUCUGUCUGGGCCCAGAGUACAAAGAUAAGGUUGAGUAUUACAUCUCCUCUGCUGUUGUGCAUGCAAUGAUGCACCCUGUGCUAUUAUUGGACUUCUCACACCAAGAAAGACUACCAGGAGCUCCUUAUUUGAGGAAGUGUUUUCACGGUGGCAACCAGAAAGCUUUGAAUUCUGGACUACGCUGACAGGGCGACAGAAGUGUCAUGUGUGUCGCCUGUAACGGAUCAACAAGAAUUCACCAAUCGGGCUGGAUUGUUCUGGAAAAUGCGUAAAACACUCGUAAAGCAGUAAGACAAACUUGCACAGAGCUUGAGGCCUGAGACUACAAGGUGAACUAAAUACUCCUCUGCAUCAAUUCACUGCUGUAAGUUGGGGUUUUGUUUGUUUACUAACUGUUUUGAAGAUGAUUUUCUGGGGUGUUGAGAGUAGGGCAUUUGGUGAUGUGUGUGUGUGUGCGCGCGCGCGUGCGACCAUCAUGUGUUUGGUAUUUGUUGUAAACCUGGGAAGGACCAGAAGGUAACAAGAAUGGCAAGCACUUGAUUGAAGCAAUGUUAUCAAAUAUACUGUUGUUUUUUUUUUAAAUACAUAAGCAGUGGAGAGACUCACUGUUUUUGUGUAGGUAAUACAUAAACAGGAUUAUCUUUUCACUCUAACUUCCUUCAAGCAUGAAUACACAGCCAUGUGUGCAGCUUGCCUUGCCUGUCACUGGUUUCUGCAUUGGUAGCUGUAUAAUUAACACUGGCUCAAAGAGUCCUCCAUCCCUCCUUAACUCUUGAUAUUGAUGUGUGCAUUAUUUAUGUACCCAUGCUAAAAAAAAAAAAAAAGUAGUGUAUUAAAAGAAAUUACUCAGAUUGUACUGUUUCCAGCAUUACUGAGGUACCUGGAGUGGUCCAUUCUGUUUUUAGCAUUUAUGGUUUUAUUAAUGGAACCGUAAUGUACGCACAUGUAUGUAUAUUGGUAUGUAUCUUAAGUUUUGUCUACCCCCAACUUACAUUCCCACAAACAAAUGUUGCCAUUUUUAGUUCAAGGGAGCAAUGUACAAGCAGAGAAGUGUCUUAUUAUAAUAAAGUUAUACAGAAAAGGCAAAAUUAAAUAAACUACUUUUGAUUGAAUGGGAAA
Molecule: messenger RNA, 8630 nt
Organism: Dunckerocampus dactyliophorus (ringed pipefish)
Lineage: Eukaryota; Metazoa; Chordata; Actinopteri; Syngnathiformes; Syngnathidae
Gene: prrc2a
Product: proline-rich coiled-coil 2A
Exons: 17
Coding region: 246-6128 (1960 amino acids)
Biological process (GO): cell differentiation
Source: RefSeq, a predicted model, not a curated record